Suillus fuscotomentosus is the source of this 828-nucleotide messenger RNA. RefSeq lists its product as uncharacterized. The transcript has 2 exons. Bases 1 to 828 code for a protein of 275 amino acids. The record is from RefSeq and is a predicted model, not a curated record. NCBI's taxonomy places the organism in Eukaryota, Fungi, Basidiomycota, Agaricomycetes, Boletales, Suillaceae.
AUGCCCCUCUCAAAGGCUCCCAACGAGCCAAGAGGCGCCACCCCAACAACGGCCCAUCCUAUCCGAACUGGAAGGAAGACGACCACUGAUAAACCCCUGCUCACUUUCAGCAAGCACAAGUCAGACCAUACAAUAGGAAUAGGAAUCCAUACAGACGUGAAAAACCUGGAAUCUGCAACAAGACUCCUAGCUACCCACGGCCUGACAAUCCCAUCCACAGGAAUCACCUUUGAAGUACUGGCUGAUGCCCUUUUUGAAUUUACUCUAACUGCUAAUCUUGGAGCGACACACACUGACAUUCUCAGAGCCUUUGCCAUCACAAUAGAUGACACCAACCAAACAGCACAAGUAUCAACCCUCACGAACAAACUCGCAACCACCCUGAAUACCCCAAUUGAACUACUAGAAACACGAGUAGAAGAACUGGGAGAAUGCCUCACCCAGCACAAGCAGAAUCUAGACUGUGCUGUCACCGAGGUGCGCUCUCAAUUGCACGACUUUUCCGAGCACAUAGGCAAGGUGGUGGAAGACACCAUCCGUGCAACAAGGGAACAGGGAGACGCAGCCAAAACAACAGAGAACAGGUCUGAAGGACCUUUGAACUAUGCAAACACUGUCAGAAAUUCUUGCAUGCACACCCUUAAAGACCUAACAGAACUCCAACUAGUCGCGAAGGCCACACUAGCACUCGAACUCCUCAAGAAGAACAGCAAAACCAUCCCAGAAGGAAUGGCAUUCCUAUCAGCGCACAGACUCCAACACGGCGGCAUACUAUAUGAAGUCGACACCCACCUAUCUGCCACCUGGUUCAAUGAACCAGCAAACUGA